Molecule: messenger RNA, 977 nt
Organism: Brassica rapa (field mustard)
Lineage: Eukaryota; Viridiplantae; Streptophyta; Magnoliopsida; Brassicales; Brassicaceae
Product: peptidyl-prolyl cis-trans isomerase CYP22
Biological process (GO): protein folding; protein peptidyl-prolyl isomerization
Cellular component (GO): intracellular membrane-bounded organelle; cytoplasm
Molecular function (GO): peptidyl-prolyl cis-trans isomerase activity; cyclosporin A binding
Source: RefSeq, a predicted model, not a curated record
CAAAAAGUAAAGAGAAUCGAAUCGGAUCGAUUGAUCAUAGAGAGAAAGAAGAAGAAAGUCUCUCUCUUUUUUGUUUCCGAAGUCAGUGAGAGAGAAGAAGAAACGUUUGAGUUCUGAUGAGUUCUGGAGGAAUCGUGGCUGGACCAACAGCAGCAUCAGCAUCUCUGCCUUCAAGCGGAGGUGGAAACGUGGAGUGGCACGUCAGACCACCCAACCCUAAAAAUCCAGUCGUCUUCUUCGACGUCUCUAUUGGUGGUAUCCCUGCUGGUCGUAUCAAGAUGGAGCUUUUCGCUGACAUUGCCCCCAAAACAGCUGAAAACUUCAGGCAGUUCUGUACUGGUGAACUCAGAAAGGCUGGGAAGCCUCUUGGUUACAAAGAGUGUCAGUUUCACAGAGUCAUCAAAGAUUUUAUGAUUCAAAGUGGUGACUUUCUCAAGAAUGAUGGGAGUGGAUGCAUGUCAAUCUAUGGCCACAAGUUCGAUGAUGAAAACUUUACUGCCAAACAUACUGGACCAGGAUUGCUCUCCAUGGCAAAUAGUGGGCCAGACACAAAUGGGUGCCAGUUCUUCAUCAGCUGUUCAAAAUGCGACUGGCUUGACAACAAGCAUGUUGUCUUUGGGAGAGUUCUUGGAGAUGGUUUAUUGGUGGUGCGGAAGAUUGAGAACGUGGCUGUUGGACCAAACAACCGUCCUAAGCUUGCUGUUGUCAUUACAGAGUGUGGGGAGAUGUGAAAUGCUUUUUAGCAAAUGAGAAAAACUUGAAAAACAGAGUCUUUUGAAGGAGGGAAUGUAGUGAGAGGCCAAAGCUUUAUUUUAUAGUUAUAAACCUUACGCAUGUGUGACAGAAGCUAAACGUUUGUCAUUUAGUUUUUCUUUCACUUUAGUUGUCAUCAUUUCCCAAAGCAAAGCCACUUGUAAACUUUGUUUUAGAAAUCAUUAACUUAUGAGUGAAAAUGAGCCAUUUUAUAUUCAUAGCUA